This is a messenger RNA of Condylura cristata (star-nosed mole), 981 nucleotides long. Its product is annotated as zinc finger protein 525-like. Gene Ontology annotation, molecular function: DNA-binding transcription factor activity, RNA polymerase II-specific; RNA polymerase II cis-regulatory region sequence-specific DNA binding. Gene Ontology annotation, biological process: regulation of transcription by RNA polymerase II. The record is from RefSeq and is a predicted model, not a curated record. Bases 1 to 981 code for a protein of 326 amino acids. NCBI's taxonomy places the organism in Eukaryota, Metazoa, Chordata, Mammalia, Eulipotyphla, Talpidae. Gene Ontology annotation, cellular component: nucleus. The transcript is spliced from 6 exons.
AUGGUGCCGUUACAGGAGAUGGUCACCUUUGAGGACGUGACUGUGAACAUCACCUGGGAGGAGUGGCAGGCCCUGGAUGACGCUCAGAGGACCCUCUACAGGGACGUGAUGCUGGAGACCUAUGGGAGCCUGGUGUCGCUGGAGACAUCUCGACAUCAAAAAAUUCACACGGGAGAGAAUCCCAGCGAAUGUGAACAAUGUAGGAAGGUUUUUGGAGAUAAAUGUUCGCUCACCAGUCAUCAGAGAAAUCACACAGGAGAGAAACCAUAUGAAUGUAAAGAAUGUGGGAAAUCUUUCUCCCAGAAAUUAAGCCUGACUAAACACCUCAGAAUUCACACUGGGGAGAGACCCUACCAAUGUAAAGAAUGUAGAAAAUCUUUCUCCCAGAAAUUAAGCCUGAAAUUAAGCCUGACUAAACACCUCAGAAUUCACACUGAGGAGAGACCCUACCAAUGUAAAGAAUGUAGAAAAUCUUUCUCCCAGAAAGCACAACUCUCUCAACAUCAGGGAACUCACACAGGUGAAAAACCCUAUGUAUGUGAAACGUGCUCAAAGUCUUUCUCCCAGAAGUCACACCUCUCUCGACAUCGAAGAAUUCACUUAGGAGAGAAACCCUAUGAAUGUGAACAAUGUGAGAAGUCUUUCUACCAGAAGUCAAACCUCACUGCACAUCAGCGAAUUCAUACAGGAGAGAAACCCCGUGAAGAUAAGGAAUGUACGAGAACUUUCUACCGGAAGUCAGACCUUAUUAAACAUCAGAGAACUCACGCAGGGAAGAAGCCCUGUGCAUCGCUGCUGUUGCAUGAGCAUUGUUCACAGCAGCUGCAGGGCCCGCGACACCGUGAGGCGCAGAGAAAUCACCUCCUUGUACCAGACUGUGGCAGUGGUGCAGAGAAGGCGAGGUGGAAGGUGGUGCCUGAGUUUGAGUUUCUGCUCUGUCAGAAAUGGUCCUGGGUGAGGGGGAAGUCUCGAGUUCUGUGA